This is a messenger RNA of Parnassius apollo (apollo), 540 nucleotides long. NCBI's taxonomy places the organism in Eukaryota, Metazoa, Arthropoda, Insecta, Lepidoptera, Papilionidae. The record is from the annotation of a GenBank genome assembly.
AUGCAUCGUCUUUUUGCUGAGCUGGAGCCAUCUUUAACCGUCUCAGAGCAAAACCUGGCAGACCGGGUUCGGUAUAUCUUGCGCUCAAAUAUAUUUGAUGUCGCCGAACUUGAACGACUACGACGUGAGGCUGUUCCCUCAUCGGAUGAAAAUGCUACGGCUGAGGAUGCGGCGCCACAAAUUGCAGAGCAACCCGCAAACGUGAAUGCCGCCGUGCAUACUCCAGUUGUGGUUGAUUCAAACGAUGAUGGAACAGUCGCCCAGGAACUGGAAUUAGAGCAUAUGAGGAGUACAUUGGAAGAGGCGAUUGUGGAAACGCGCAGUACGCCUCUCGAAAAUCGACCGCGACUUCCCCACAUAGCCCUAAGCAAAGCGGAAUCGGGCUGUGGUGAGGGCUCUGAACCCAAUGCUGGUGACCUAUUUGGAAGCCAGCCGGGACCUUUGCGAGACGGACUCAAUUCUUUUUGGUGCCGCACUGGCAGUGUGCCGUAUUAUAGGCGCCAAAUUUUCCACGGCUGGACGCACUACUGGACAAAGUAG